Camellia sinensis is the source of this 1613-nucleotide messenger RNA. The record is from RefSeq and is a predicted model, not a curated record. Lineage: Eukaryota; Viridiplantae; Streptophyta; Magnoliopsida; Ericales; Theaceae.
AUGCUCUCAUCCACAGCAGAUCUUGUCCAUCUCUCUCUCUCUAUCUCUCUCUCUCUGUGCGCGAGCGUCCAUGGCCUGUUUCUCUGCAAAUCAGCUCUACUCUCUUUCAUGGAGGUUCUCUGUUAAACCUAGACCACAAAACCCCAACUGCACUCGCUCAUGGUUCGUUAACCGUAGAAAUCGGACUCUCAGCCCUCUAUCCAAUUCCAAUCGCCGGCCUUCACGAGCUUCUCUUGAUUCUACGUGUGUUGGAAUCGAAGCUGAUAUCUCAGAGAGGGCUUCGACUAUCCGAGAACUCUGUGAAGAUCACAUUCCAGAUCAUAUAUUGCGCAGGGUGGAAGAGGUUGGAUUUGUUGUGCCUACAGAUGUGCAGCGGAAAGCUUUGCCGAUUAUGCUUUCUGGGCGUGAUUGCAUACUUCACGCUCAGACAGGUUCUGGGAAGACCCUGGCAUACCUGCUAUCAAUUUUUGCAGUUGUAAACACUCAAAGAUCAUCAGUGCAAGCACUUAUUGUGGUGCCCACUAGUGAACUUGGCAUGCAAAUUACAAAAGUUGCUCGUAUGCUGGCUGCAAAACCUGCUGAAUUUGGAGAGGAGGCAUGCUGUGUUAUGGCUCUUCUAGAUGGUGGAAUGCUGAGAAGACAUAAAAGUUGGUUGAAGGUGGAGCCCCCUACAAUAGUGGUUGCAACUUUGGGGAGUUUGUGUCAAAUGAUUGAUAAGAAAAUUCUUAAGCUAGAUUCAAUGCAGGUGUUGGUAAUUGACGAGGUUGAUUUCAUGUUCAAUUCUUCUAAGCAAGUCAGUUCACUUCGAAAGCUUCUAAUAUCAUACUCACUAAGAAAUAAUCGUCAGACUAUUUUUGCCAGUGCAUCAAUUCCCCAGCACAAACGAUUCUUAUCUGACUGCAUUCAGCAAAAAUGGACCAAGGAUGAUGUUGUUCAUGUCCAUGUAAACCCAGUUGAGCCAAUGCCAUCACGCCUGCAUCACAGAUUUGUGAUGUGUGGUAAAAAUGAAAGACAUCAAACCUUGCUAUCCUUGUUACGGGGCGAUGCACCUCAUUCUGCUAUAAUUUUUGUCAGCGUACAGUCCGAGAAGUCAAAGAAGGCUGGCCAUGCUCCACCAACAACUCUUCUAAUUGAUUUGUUGAAGACUUCUCUUCCAGGGUGUUUUGAUAUUCUUAUGCUGGAGGAAGACAUGAAUUUCAAUUUACGAGCAGCUUCGUUAUCUGUGACAAUUCCUUUCAGUUUGGUUUCGGAAAACUUGGUGGUGGCUGCUUUGUUUGUUCUAUUGAAAAUGGAAAUGAGACAAGGAAGAAGCUAUCUUCUUGUGGCAACAGAUAUAGCAGCCAGAGGAGUUGAUCUUCCAGAGAUAACCCAUAUAUAUAACUUUGAUCUGCCAAAAACUGCAGUGGAUUAUCUUCAUCGAGCCGGGAGGACAGGUAGGAAACCAUUAUCAGACAAUAAAUGUUUUGUUACUAGCAUUAUAACAUCAGAAGAACGGUUUGUGUUACAGAGAUUUGAAAAUGAACUCAUGUUUCAAUGUACUGAGGUGUUUCUAUAAACUCAAUUUUAGUUUCAGUUUCAUUCAAUAUUAGCUUCAUCCCUCUCGUUCUUCUCUC